This is a messenger RNA of Syngnathoides biaculeatus (alligator pipefish), 10617 nucleotides long. Its product is annotated as trichohyalin-like. NCBI's taxonomy places the organism in Eukaryota, Metazoa, Chordata, Actinopteri, Syngnathiformes, Syngnathidae. The transcript is spliced from 40 exons. Gene Ontology annotation, molecular function: protein binding. The record is from RefSeq and is a predicted model, not a curated record. Bases 487 to 9174 code for a protein of 2895 amino acids.
GUGAUUUAGUUCCCUUGAGUGCCCUCAGAACGAUCAUCCCACAGGCUGAAGUCGACAGGGUUCAAAUGGUGGCGAAGUUACCCAAAGUCAUUCGCAUGUCGUAUCACAUACCGUAAUGCAGUUACGGAGUAUAAUAAUUAAUAAUGUCAUAUCAUCUUAAAGAAAACGAUCAACAUCGUGGUGACGUUAUCUUGAACGCGAGCCGACGUCUGUGUUAUGUAAAAAAAAAAAGGAAAAAAAACGGAUCUUCACCGCCCCGAGAUAAAUGUAACCAACAAUAACGUUUUGUACGAUACGUGCCAUUUUUUUUAACGAUAGUGUAAUGUUAUAUUACAGCAAUUCCCUCAAAAACUUCGAACGAAACGCGUAAUUCCCUCGAUGACGUGCGUGACGAAUAUGCUUUUCACAUCAUAGUUGAACGUUCCCCAAACUUCUGAGUGAGCUUGUUCUUUUUCUGCAGUCUCAUGUUCAUGUCUCCUUGAAGCAAUGAGUGGCUCUGAGAAUCAUGAGGACGAAUCAGAUUGCUCUGAAGAAGAGAUCCGGGUGUAUGCACGGGACAUAGGUAUUGAACCAGAGAGUGAGCCAGAGCUGUUGUGGCUUGCCAGGGAAGCUAUAUUUGCUCGACUGCCUCCAGGAUGGGCUGAGAGCCAAGAUGAGAGUGGGAACCCGAUCUUUCACAACCACUAUUUGCAGACGUCAACUAUUGAACAUCCCUGCAAAGUGCAGUACCGUCAACUUGUGGCCCAAGAACGUGAGCGUUUCCAGCGCACGGCUGCUGUUGGAGGCUCAGUAAGCCAGAUAGACAAGAAAGAGAAUGAGCAGGCUCUUAGUACACCCACAGGACUUUUCUGCAGUGGAUUCUUGAGUGUAAUCGGCAGUAGGUGCGAAGAAACGUCAUCUCUGACACUGUUGAGUUUGGAUGACGAAGAAGAGGGUAUCAUCUCCGGAAAGGAGGACUCCAAAGGCACUGCUAGUGGUGAUCAAGCAGAGGAGAUGACAAAGUCAGAAAUGCAGGAUAAGGCUCAUUCUGGGGAUAAGAGUAGUGAAUCACCGAUGCAAGAGAUGUCUGGAGAAUUUCCGAUCUCCGACAAUUCUAUUUCCUGUGACAGUCAGCUGGAGAUGGAUGAAAAAGGAGAGGACGAGGAGACUAGUGCAGCAAAGGGCCCAGAUAAAUUGGGACAUGAAUCCUCUGGUGAAGGGAACCACAGUGGCGCUGUGGAUCGAAAGCGUGAACAUGUUCCGUGCAGUGAUGCAGUUGGGGACGCAGAAGCUGAACAGGACCAGGAGAAAGAAGAACAGAUAAAAGCACCUGGAGGUUUCUUUUGCAGUGGGUUCUUGAGUGUUUUAGGCAGUGGACAGGAUGAAAGUUCUACACCCUCCAGCCAUGAUGAAGACAAUGUCAUCAUCUUUGAAAAGAAGGACUCAAGAAGCAGUGAUACAGAUCUAAUAGAAGAGCCACAAAUGCACGAAGAAAACAAUUUUGCAGACCACAACACUGACUCAUCGGAACAACAGAUUAUCGAUGAGCCUUUGGACAGUUCUGUUGGCUCUGACAGUCAGCUAGAUAUAGAAGUCAAAGAUGAAGAUGGGGAGACUGAGGUUGUAAAAAGUCCAGACGAGUCUGGUGAAAAACCCCACUUUUGCCCGAAAACACAUGACUUUGAAUACAUCCAGAUGCCUUCAUCAAGUUCUUCUAUCGGUGCUUUGGUAGCUGAAAAGGACAAACAAGUUGAGAAGGCAAACAACAAAACAUUAGGACUAUCAGAGAAUUCAAUUCACAGUGACUGUCAGUUGGGGAUUGAUGUCAAAGACCAGGACAACAAGGUGCCAGAGGAUGCCAAAAGACAAGAUGUUCCCAGAACCCAAGUGGAUCAGGGGCAUAAACACAUCCAGUCGGUUGAUGCUGUGUAUCACUCAGAAGCCAAGCAAUCACCACAGAAGCAGGAAAUAAGAGAUUGUGGUGCAGAUCCUUCAAAGGAGUUGGAUGAGACUCAUCCUGACUACAGUAUUGAAUCACAGCAGGCACCAUCAGACCUUCUGCAAUCUGACAGGUCUGUUAACUGUGAUAGUCAUCUGGAGAGGGAUGUCAAAGAAGGAGUGGAGGAGGAGAAUGUGAUUUCUAAGAGUAAAGAUGUCCACAGUGUUCUGAUAGAUAAGAAGCAUAAACCCAUCCACUGCACUGGGUCAGACUCAGAAGGUGAACAUGACCAGGAGAAAGAGAAGCUUAUAAAAACACCAGGAGACAAAAGAGGCAAUAAUGCAGAACUACCAGAAGAGAUGACCAAUUCAGAGAUAACGGAGUCUGAUGGCCAGUGUAUUGAAUCAACAGACCAACAGCUUUCAUCAGAGUUCCAUGAAUCUGGCAGUUGUGUUUGCUGUGACAGUCAACUGGCGAGUGAUGUCAAAGAAGGGGAGAAUGAAGCAGUCAAGAGCCAGGAUGAGUCUGGGCACAACUUUCCUGGCAGAGACAGCCACUGUUCUCAGCUGGAUUCAAAAGCUAAACAGUGCCGGAAGCAAGAGGAAUCAAUUACAAACAUGGGCGAACUUGCAGAGUGUCUCGGCUACGACAGUUCAUUUUAUUGUGAAACUCAGCAGGCAACAAAGGAGAAUAAGACUACCAAAAGCCAAGAUGAUUCUAGACGCACACACACACACCCUGGUAAAGACAGCCACAGAUGUCAAGUGGACCACAACCAUGAGCACAUUCAAUGCAUUGACGAACAGAAACCUAAGGAGGAAGGGGAGCCAUUAAAAAAAGUAGGAGUGAGUGGCUGCUGUGCGCAGUUUCCUGGACAAUUGUUGGAAUCAAGCAAUUCUGUUUCUUCUGACAGUCAUCUGGAGAUGGAUAUGAAAGAAGGAGAGGAUGAGGAGACAGAAGCGUCAAAGAGCAGACAAGAUGAAUCAGGACAUUACUCCUCCUGCAAACAGGUCCACAGUAAAUCAGUCACUCAGGAAUAUAGAUAUAUCCAGGGAAUUGAUGAUAGUGAGGCCUUGGAAGCUGACCGUGAAAAAGAGGAUGAAGAAGAGGCAACUGAAACUGACUCAAGAGACAGCAAUGAGGAGACAAGGGAGAUUACUGAGUCAGAAACAUAUGAAAAGUCCCUAUCUGAGGAUCAAAAGAAUGAAUCAAGAAAGCAUCGGGCUUUUAGCUGUCACUGUCAGCUGAGCAGGGAUAACAAAGAGGAGGUCGAUAAGGGCACUGAGGCUGCCAAAAGCCAGUUAGGGGAGAAAUCCUUUCGUGAAGAUGUCCAAAACCACAAACUCACCGGGCACACUGAUAAUGUUGAAAGAUCGGGUGCUAAACAGGACAAGGAGGAAGAGGACCUUAUCAUCUUAUCAUCUGAAAUAUCUGAGGAGUUAUUGGCCAGCUCGGACAGCAGUUUUGUGGAGAAGAAUUUCGAAGGAAAUGAGGGUGAUGAGGAGACUCAGGCAACUAACGAAACUGGGGCUGUUGGGAACUCAGGAACCAAACCAGAGGAUCAAUCAAGUAAAACACCUUCAGAUUCGGCAGUGGCCAUAAGGGAUGGAGAUCUAGCAGAGGAGAUAACUGAGCUCGAGGCCCAGUCUGAAGACCAGAGCCCUGAAUCACCACAGGAGGAGGUUUCAGAAAGAGUUUUGGACUCCAGCGAUUCUCUUUUUGAGACUAGUAGUAAGAGCCAAGACGAGUCAGGGAAUGACCUCUCUGUUGAAGAUGUCUACAGUGACAUAGUUGCUCAGGAGUGUGAACACAUCCAGUGUGAUAAUACUGUUGGGCGCUCAGAAGCCAAACACAAAGAAGAGAAGCAAGAUGAUUUCAGCAGAACUGGGAGUCACCUGGAGGAUCAGAAACAUGAAAUCAUUCUUUCCAGUAAAAGUCUUGGGGUCUCAAACGUUGAACAAGACAAGGGGAAAGAGAAGUUUAGCAUAAAACCUGGACUGUUGACAGACUCUACCGACUCAGAUGAUUCUGUUUCCUACACUGACAGUCAGUCAGGAACAGAUCAGGAUACGAAAAGCCAAGAUGAAUCCGGAUAUGAUGCUGUUGGGGCUUCUGGAGAUGAACAGGAUCAGGAAGAAGAGGACCCUCACAAAACACUCGAAGUAACAAAAAAGCUGUUAUUGAGGGAGGAGAGGAUGUGUCGUCACCAGGGUAAGGUAAGACAGGAUGAGGAAGAAGAGGAAGGGUUUCGGAGAGUAAAGGAAGCGCUGAAGAGUCAAGAAAAAAACCAAAAGGGAAGACUACUGUCUGAGUGGAAACAUGGGAGAAAGGAAGAGGAGGAAGCAGAGCUCCCGAGGGAGAAACAAAAAAGAAUUAUUCUGUUUGAGGAGAAACUGAAGACAGCGGAAGAAGAGACAGCUGGGUGUCUAAUGAGGGACAAAGAAAAGAGAAUGCUUCUGUAUGAAGGGAAAUUAAGGAGGCAGGAAGACGCGGACGCAAAUAAACUAAUCAGUGAGAAGGAUAAAAGAAUACAGUUUUGUCAAGAAGCGCUGAGAAAUAAGGAGGAGGAGCUGAAGCUGUCAGAAAGGGAGAUGGAGGAUCGAUUAAAGAGGGAAAAAGAGUUGCGUAUACUCUCCUGCCAGGAGGAAGAGAUGAGAGAGAAUGAUGGACGAGCAAAAAAGUUAAAUAGGGAAAAGGAGGUGAGAAUGCGUCACAACCGGGACCAAUUGAGUAAAGAGGAAGAGAAGGAAAGUGAGCAGUUGAGGUAUGAGAAGGAGAUACGAAUUUGGCAACAAAGGGAAAUAAGGAGAGAGGAAGAGGAGGAGGCACUACAAUUAAUGAGAGACAAGGAGACAAGAAUACAGCUCCAUCAGAAAACACUGAGAAAGAAAGAAGAGGAAGAGAUAGCACUAUUAGAAAUUGACAUGAAGACACGAAUCAAUGUCCACAAAGACAAACUCAGUACCGAUUUUGACCGAUUAAAGAGUGAAAAAGAUUUGGUUACAUGCUUCUGCCCUGAGAAGCUGAUGAAAAAGGACAAUGAGGAAGCGGAGGAGUUAAAGAGGAUAAAGGAGAUAGAAAUGCAGAGGAAUGAGCAACAGAUACAAAUUUCUCAACAAAAGGAGGAGCUGAUGAACGAGGAAAAGGCGGAGGUUGCACGAUUGAAGAGGGAGAAAGUGGCAAGAAUAUGUCAAUACAAAGUAGAGCUGAAGCAAGAGGAAGAAGAAGAAGCAGAGCAAUUGAAGCGGGAAAAGGAAAUGAGACUUCAGCUCUGCAGGGAAGAAUUGAGGAAAAGGGAGAAGGAGGAAGUGGAAUGGUUAAAGAGUGAAAUGGAUACGAGAAAAUGUGCGAUUUUGGAGGAACUUCAUAGAGCUCAAAGGGAGGCAGAGCAGUCAAUGAGGGAAAGGCAGAUGAGAAUGGAAUUCUGCCUGGAAAAGCUCAGGAAAGAGGAGGAGGAGGAGGCAGCGCAGUUGAAGAGGGAGAAGGCUAUAAGAAUGUGUCAACAUAAAAAAGAGCUGAUGAAAGCAGAGGAGAAAGAGAUAGCGCAAUUGAAGAAGGAUACCGAGAGGAGAAUCUGUCAUUACCUCGAAGAGCUGAUGAGAGAGGAAAAGGAGGAAGUGGAGCAGUUGAAGCAAGAGAAGGAGAUGAGACUACAGCUCCAACUGGAGCAGCUUCAGAGAGAGGAGGAGGUGGAGGCAGAAAUUUUUCAAAGGGAGAAGGAUGUUAGAUUGCAUCUCUACCUUAAACAGCAGAUGAGAGAAAGGGAGGAAGAGGAGAAAGAGAUCAAAAAAUACAUUGACACUAGAAAAUUUCUUCUUCAGGAGGAGCUCCGAAGAGAGGAAGAUGAGGCUGAGGAAAUGAAGAGGGGAAGGGCGAUGAGAACCUAUUCACAUCAAAAAGAGCAACUCCAAUCAAAUGAAGAGGAAGAGGAACAGUUAGAGAGAGAGAGAAGAACACAGUUAAACCAUGGGAAAUUGAGGAAUGAAGAAGAGGAGAACUUAAUGAAUGAAGAGGAUUCAGGAAACUCUCUGUCCCUGGAUGAACUGAGCAGAAAAGCGCCGGAGGUAGCAUGGCUAAGGAGGGGCAAGGAGAUGAGAUUGAGGCUUUAUCAAGAGGGGCUGAGAAGAGAAGAAACGGAUGAGAUUGAAUCUUUAAUGAGAGAACUAAUGACAAGAAUGUGUCUGCACCAGGAGGUGCUUAGAAGAGCAGAAGAAAAAGAAGUGGAGCAAUUACAGAAGGAAAGACAGACAAAAAUGCGUGUUUGCCAAGAGGAACUGAGAAGACAAAAUGUUAAAGACUUGGACAAAUUAAGGAGGGAAAAGGCAAAUAAAACUCAUCACCUCCUGAAGGAACUGCAGGAAGAGGAAAAAGAGCAGGUGAAGAGGUAUGAUGCCAUGAAAAUAAAUUUCCAAGAGUUUAGCAGUGAGGAAACGGAGGCAGAGCGAUUACAGGAGGAGAUGCAGUUCCACCUGGAGGAGCUGAUGAGGGAAGAGGAUAAGGCAGAGGAAUUGAAUAGAUGUAAAACUGACUGUAGCACAGAUGAAGACGGGGAAGAGCAGUUUAUGAGGGAAUUUUUGACAAAGACAAUACUCCAUGAAAAAGAACUGCCCGAUGAGGGUGAGGAGGUAGGGUGCUUAAAGAGGGAGAUGAUGAGAAUAUUGUUCCGCCAGGAGGGCCAAAGGAGAGGAGACGAUGAACCAGAAAAAUUGGAGCCAAGGAAGACAAGCGCAUGGCUGUGCCAGGAGCACAACAAAGAAGAAGAAAUAAAAGGAAUGCUUCAAAGAGAAAUAGAGACACAAAAAAUGCUCAAUGAAAGUGAAAUGAGGGAUGAGGAUGAGGAGGCAUGGUGCUUGAAGAAUGGGAUAGUGAGCAUAUCGCUGCGCCAAGUGGGACGAACAAAUGAAGAAGAGGAGCCUUUGAAAAUGGACAAGAUAAAAUGUGUCCCCCAGAAGGAGCUGAUGAGAGAGCAAAAGGAGAAGGAAGGACUGAAGGAGGAGAAGGAAGAUAAAUCAAAUUCCAACCAGGAAGGGUCACGUAGAGAGUAUGAGAUUGAGGGGCUCAAAAAGGAAAGGGAGACCAUAGUAAAUCUGAACCAAGAAGUAAUGAAGAUUCCAGAAGAACAGGAGAAGAAGCGGCCAUAUAAUUUCCAGAAGGAGCUGAAGACAAAUGAAGAGGAGGAAGCUGAAAUUAUAAAGAGGGAGAAGGAAAAGAUGGUGUAUUAUCAACAAGAAAAAUUGAGAAAUAAAGAAAUGAAGGAGAUGAAACAAUUAAAUAGGAACACGGGGGAGUUAAAUAAAGCGAAACUAGAUGAGACACAGUUGUUCACGAAAGAUUAUCCAUUUUCAUUAGGAGGUAGGCGAAAUGGAAGUCCCAAUGUGCAAGAUCACACAUGUGUCCAACUGGAUGAGCUUCAAAGGGAGGGUCAGGAGCAGCAAGACCAUUUGAAGAUGGAAAUGGUUAAAAACGCACAAAUCCGCCAGAAGAAUCCAAGGAGCAUAGACAAGGUGGUAAAAGGGUUAACGAGGGAAAAUGAAACUCAUCUCCAUUGCGACCUAAGGAGAGAAAUGGAUGAAGAGGAGGAAGAGGUGGAUUUUUUAAAAAGGGAAAAGUGGAGAAGAAUUUGCCUUUACAUUGAAGACCUGAAAAGAGAGGAAGAAGAAGAAGUGGAGCAGUUACAGAGAGAAAAAGAGACAAGAAUACGCAUUUAUGAGGAGGAACUCAGAAGAGAUGAAGAAAUUGAAGCAGACAAUUUAAAGAGAGAAAAAGAGCAGAGAAUACGUCUCCUCCAGUUAGAACUGAGAGUAGAGGAAGAGGAAGAGGCAGAGCAGUUAAAAAGAGACAAGGAGAAGCGAAUGAGUGUCCUCUAUGAGAAGUUGAAGAAAGAGGAAGAUGAUGAGCGAUUGAAAUGGGAAAAUGAGAGGAGAACACUGCUCCACCAGGAGGAACAGUGUAAACAUGAAGAGGAGGAGCAGUUUAAGAGGAUUGGGGAGAAAAGAAGGAGUCUCUACCUAGAGGAACUAAGAAAAGAAGAAAAGGACACUGCAGAGCGUUUCAAGAGGGAAAAGGAGCUGAGAACACACCUUCACCAGGAAGAGCUGUGGAGAGAGGAACAAGCUGAGGUAGAACAAUUAAGGAAGGAAAAAGACAAGACCAUCCAUAACCUCCAAGUGGAUCUUAUGAGAGAGGAGGAGGAGGAGUUAAUUAGGGUGAAGGAAAAGAGAACACAUUUACUUCCAGAAAUGCUAAAGAUAGAGGAGGAAGAUGUUCAGCAGUUAAAAAGAGAGAAGGAGAAGAGAAUGGAAUACUGCCAAGAGGAAUUGAAGAAAGAGGAAGACAAAGAAGCAGAACAGUUAAAGAUAGAAAAAGAAAAAAGAAUGAGUCAUCUCCAGGAUGAACUGAGGAGAGAAACAGAGGAAUUGAUUGACAAAUUGAAGGCUGAGAAGCAGAAGAGAAUGCGUCUCCGACAAAUAGACAUGUGGAGAGAAGAGGAGGAGAGGAAACUGAAGACGGAGUACAAAGAAAGGCUUAGGGUUUUACGGCAAAGUCUUCUGGCCAAGCGGAGAAAGGAGGAGACCUUGUUGAAUAACAUGUUCGAGCAGAAGGAGAAAUUAACAGAAUCUGUCAAGAUGGAAAGAGAGGAUGAGCAGCAAUUUAAGCUCAGGCAGGACCGUGAAGCUGCCUUAAGAGCUCUUUGCCUUGCACUUGAAGAAGAACGGGAAGCUGAACGUGGUAGGCUGACUGCUCAAAGGAGACAAUUCUUUGAGUGCUUUAAGGCCAAGUCAGAAGAGGAGCCUCAUACAUUGAAAACAAGACUACAGGAAGACCUGAAGUCUUUGACAUCAGAGGCACUCGAGAAGACUUUGGAUUCUGGCUUCUGCGGUACCUUUUACCCACUGAAUGGGGCAGCUCUAGAGUCUCAACAUGAGAUCUUUGGUGCUUUCAGACCACCUCCUCAAAGGUUUAACACCACACAUUUUUCAGCCUUCAAUCCAAUUCUUGGAGCAUCUCAUUCCAUGACAGCCACCCCUGCCUACACCACCAUGCAUCCCUCAUUGAGUACUCCAGAGCCAGUGUUCUGUCAUCCAAGAGCAACAGUAACUGUGGACCCGUUCACCACCACAUCCCUGAGAGAAACCUACCUAGCGAAUACUCCUCCUGGCUACUGUGAUCAGCUGAGCCUAAAUAAAUUCAACGAGAUCACAGUUUAUCGCUUUCAAAGACAAAACAAACAGUGCAUCCCUUCUGCACACAUGUGAAUACAUUGUAUCCAUCCAUGAAAAAUUGUUUGUGUAUUUCCAUCCAUCCUUCCAUCCAUCCAUUUUCAACCGUGGUAAAAAGCGGGAAUAUAUAAAUUUUUUUUCUUAAACUAUGUUCGUCCCUGUUGGACAUCAAUCUGCUGCAUAAUUCUUGGUGCUUAGUUCCACCUAAAUCAGAGCUUCAAUAAACAGUGAGAACUUCUUCAGCACACCAUGGUCUACAUUGUUAAAAAUCGGGGGGCUGUCUCUCUUUUAGUCACCAUUAACAAACAGCCCACAAAUGGCCAAAGAUAAACUCAUUCACACAACAUUUUGUUGAGUUAACGGCCUCUGAAAUCACUAUGGACCCAACCACGACUGGCACUGUAGAGAACAUUUCUGGCAGAGGUUAUACAUAGUAUAUUGAGUAGAUAUCAGUAUUGAGUAUAUUUUUAUAUUAUUGGAUCAAAAAUGGUAAAGACAUGGCCCACUGAAUUUCCUUUUGAAAAUCAAUUUAUUCAAAUCAUGAGUCUUUUAGUUAUUGUAAGUUGCUAUCCAACUAAAGUUGAACAUUUUUCUGAGAAAAAUGUUUUGAAAUGUUAAGGAAACUUUUAAUGCCAAAAUGUCUUGACCGUUGAGUGUCCAAAAGGAUGUUUCAUGAUUCGCAACGGUACCUUAUCAUGCCAAUUACAUUGUAAGAGAUUUUGUCUUUUUGCAGAUUCCUUAAUAUGCUUUUGCCAUAUAAACUAACAUAAAUUAAUCUUGGUCUCUUCUGUUUUGUUGGUUUGUUGUUUUUUUUUAAUUUUUUGGGGUUCUUGUACAAAUGAUUCUUGUUUUUCAGUCAAGCUAUCUUUAGCCUUAAUACCACACGAGAAAGCACUUCAUGAUGUUGUUGCAAUAGACCAGAAGGAUCUGUGAGCUGAAGUGCCAGGAUAAGCCAGCCAUUUUGGAGUCACACAAAAGCAGACAGCAAAAAAAAAAAAAAAAAAAAAAUAUAUAUAUAUAUAUAUAUAUAUAUAUAUAUUAUAUAUAUAUAUACAUGUUUUUAUAUAUGUAUGAAUUUUUGUGUCUGAGCUAUUGCAUAUCUUUACAGUUAUUUAAAUUGUAUAAAGAAUAAUGGAAUCAAUAUCUAGCAGUAUUUAUGCACUUGAAGAGUUUGAAGGGCAAUGUAUUUUGUGCAAGUCAUGUUUUAUGAAGCUGUUUAUGUCUUAAUCAUUUUGCACUUUAUCCAUACCGUUGUUCAAGAAGUGUAUUUCAGCGGGUCCCUCUGUCAUUGGGAUCUAUUAACAAAUCUGUGGUAGAAUUUCAUUUUGGAUGAUAAAUUCUUACAUUGUAAUGGAUGGCUGUUCUUUAAAUCAAUGUAUUUCUCAUUUGUUUAGCUAUGUUUUACUAUAACUCAGGCUGUUGUUCAAAGUAUAAUGUCAUAAAGUUUUAACAAUCGAUAAACUUUUGCCUCUAAGGUUA